Molecule: messenger RNA, 498 nt
Organism: Prunus armeniaca (apricot)
Lineage: Eukaryota; Viridiplantae; Streptophyta; Magnoliopsida; Rosales; Rosaceae
Source: the annotation of a GenBank genome assembly
AUGAAGAAGUUUGUACUGAAGUUGGAUUUGCAUGAUGACAGAGCCAAGCAUAAGGCCCUGAAAACAGUCUCUACUCUUUCAGGCAUUGAUUCCAUCUCCAUGGACAUGAAGGAGAAGAAAUUAACGGUGAUCGGAAGUGUCGACCCGGUGAAUGUGGUGAGCAAAUUGCGCAAGUAUUGGCAAACAGAUAUACUCUCAGUAGGACCAGCAGUAGAGCCUAAGAAAGAGGAACCAAAGAAGGAAGAACCCAAGAAAGAAGAAGAAGCAAAGAAGGAGGAACCCAAGAAAGAAGAAGCAAAGAAGGAGGAACCCAAGAAAGAAGAAGCAAAGAAGGAAGAGGAACCAAAGAAGGAGGAACCAAAGAAGGAGGAGCCAAAGAAAGAGCCAGAUCCUGUCUUAGAGCUUGUUAAGGCUUACAAAGCAUACAACCCCCACCUGACCACAUAUUACUAUGUGCAAAGCAUGGAAGAGAAUCCAAAUGCUUGUGUUAUUUGCUAA